AUGAAGACGUUCCUAAGCGCUGCACUGUGUGGACUCAUGGCUGCGACGUCAAACGUGUCAGCGUCUACCAUGUUUGUUCACGUGCCGCUCGUUCUUUGGUCCCAGCGCCCCAUUUUUGCCGGAUCUAACGCAUAUCUGAGCUAUGAAAUGAAUGAAGUAGCAGUUGCGUCGACCUUAAAGCUUGUCAUGACACGAGAAAUGAGCACUGACAGCAAGGGCGUGUUGAGCACCAAGAAGACUUUUUUUGAGCAUGCAGAAAUACUGUGUUUGUUUCUAUUGCCUUCGCUAGCCUUGGAGGACAUGGCGCAGCUUUCGAUAGGGACAGGCUUCUUUGUGCAGAACGCUGUCCAAAACUCAGUUUCGUCUGUGGUCAUUCCUCAGACGACGCGCUCAAAGCCUCUUCUCUCCGAGAUGACGAACGUGAAACCGCACAUUGUUGGGGUCGAAGACUUGGAUAUGUUUAUUGCGUCUGCGGAGGGAAAGAUGCUGUUUUCUAACGGCAACACGGAUUUACUUGUGGUGCAGCUGCCAGAAACAAUGCCUCUGUCUGACGUCGAUGCUGUCGUCAAGACAGCAUCGAGCAACCUUAACGCCGCAUCAGGUGGCAAGACGGACUUUGCUUUCACUGGUAACGAGGCUACAUUGGUGGAGCUUGAGGAGCCGCUGGCCCGACGUCUUACCGCUCAAGCUAAGGCCAAGACGAACUCCACCCAGGCUGCAAUUCUAUGCGAAGCAGGUUACCUCGUCGGAUUCAGCGCAGUAGGCAAGGCCUACUGCUUCUCGCACUACGUGAACAUCACACCCGACAUCAUGGCAGGUCUCCUCUUCGGCCUCCUUUUCAUUUUUAUGGCGUACAUCGGUCUAAGUGUGCUGCAUCAGAUCCAGACGCCACAACGAUACCCAUUACAAGGAGCGCCACGCGGCAAGGAGUUUUAA
Molecule: messenger RNA, 936 nt
Organism: Peronospora farinosa
Lineage: Eukaryota; Oomycota; Peronosporomycetes; Peronosporales; Peronosporaceae
Source: the annotation of a GenBank genome assembly